Messenger RNA from Drosophila biarmipes, 2609 nucleotides. It is a transcript of the gene RnrL, whose product is annotated as ribonucleoside-diphosphate reductase large subunit. The record is from RefSeq and is a predicted model, not a curated record. Gene Ontology annotation, cellular component: ribonucleoside-diphosphate reductase complex. The coding region runs from base 87 to 2525 and encodes 812 amino acids. Lineage: Eukaryota; Metazoa; Arthropoda; Insecta; Diptera; Drosophilidae. Gene Ontology annotation, molecular function: ATP binding; ribonucleoside-diphosphate reductase activity, thioredoxin disulfide as acceptor. Gene Ontology annotation, biological process: deoxyribonucleotide biosynthetic process; DNA replication. The transcript is spliced from 4 exons.
GGUAACACUAAAUUCCGCAUAAAAUUGGCGCCUUUUUAUGUUUGCAACAAGCAAUUUUCCGCCUCUUGUGAAAUUCAGCAGUCAACAUGUUGAAGAAUAAAUCUAUGAAAACAUCCAAGUUAUAUGUCAUCAAAAGAGAUGGCAGGCAGGAGGAGGUGCACUUUGAUAAAAUAACCUCAAGAAUCCAGAAGCUUUGCUAUAACUUGAACAUGGAUUUUGUUGAUCCUGUCGCCAUUACACUGCAAGUUAUCAAUGGUCUGUAUUGCGGCGUCACUACUCAGGAGCUGGACAACUUAGCUGCGGAAAUCGCAGCUGGAUUAACCUGUAAUCACGCCGACUAUGCGAUUUUGGCUGCUCGCAUCGCAGUCUCUAACUUGCACAAGGAAACCAAGAAGGUUUUUUCCGAUGUCUUCGAAGAUCUGUACAACCAUGUGAACAAGGAAACGGAUCAGAAGGUGCCCUUAGUAUCGGAAUUCCACUACAAUGUGGUCAAAAAGCACGCAACUCGCUUGAACUCUUCUAUAAUCUACGACCGCGACUUUGGGUAUAACUAUUUUGGGUUCAAGACCCUCGAACGUUCCUAUCUGCUGAAGAGAAACGGAAAAAUCGCUGAGCGUCCGCAACAUAUGUUGAUGCGCGUGGCGAUCGGAAUCCAUGGAGAGGAUAUAGAUGCAGCCGUGGAAACUUAUAACCUCUUGUCGGAGCGAUACUUCACUCAUGCGUCGCCAACGCUUUUUGCCGCUGCCACAAAUCGCCCGCAGCUGUCGUCUUGUUUCCUCUUGACCAUGACAGCCGACUCCAUCGAGGGCAUUUUUAAGUCCGUGGAGCAGUGCGCCAUGAUCUCGAAGUCGGCCGGCGGCAUUGGACUUAACGUCCAUUGCAUCCGAGCAAAGGGCACCUCGAUUUGCGGCACGAACGGCACUUCCAAUGGCCUGGUUCCCAUGUUGAGGGUCUUCAACAAUGUGGCGCGCUAUGUCGAUCAGGGAGGCGGCAAGCGUCCCGGUGCCUUUGCCAUUUACCUGGAGCCCUGGCACUCGGACGUCUUUGAGUUCCUGGAACUUAAGAAGAACACCGGCAAGGAGGAGAAUCGCGCCCGCGAUCUGUUCUACGCCCUGUGGAUACCCGAUCUCUUUAUGAAGCGCGUCGAGGCCAAUGGAGAUUGGUCACUAAUGUGUCCGCAUAAAUGCCCUGGCCUUCACGAUGUGUGGGGCGAUGAAUUCGAAAAGUUGUAUGAGAAGUAUGAGCAAGAGGGUCGUGCCAACCGAACGGUUAAGGCUCAAUCCUUGUGGUUCGCCAUUAUUGAGGCACAGGUCGAAACUGGAAACCCCUACAUGCUGUUUAAGGAUGCCUGCAACAGGAAGAGCAACCAGCAGAAUGUCGGCACCAUCAAGUGCAGCAACUUGUGCACAGAAAUCGUGGAGUACUCCUCUCCGGACGAGAUUGCAGUCUGCAACUUGGCAUCCAUCGCCCUCAACAUGUUCGUCACUCCCGAGAAGACAUACGAUUUCAAGAAACUUAAGGAAGUUACCAAGACGGUUACCAAGAAUCUUAACAAGAUCAUCGAUAUAAACUUCUACCCCCUGCCAGAGGCAAAGAAAUCCAACUUGAGGCAUCGUCCCGUGGGCAUCGGUGUCCAGGGAUUCGCUGACGCCCUAAUUCUUAUGCGUUUCCCCUAUGAAAGUGAAGAAGCCGGUCUCUUGAAUCAGCAGAUAUUCGAAACCAUCUACUACGGCGCCCUGGAAGCCAGUUGUGAACUGGCCCAGAUCGACGGCCCAUAUGAAACCUAUGAGGGAAGUCCCGUGAGCAAAGGCAUUCUGCAGUACGACAUGUGGGACAAAGUGCCGACAAACCUUUGGGACUGGCAGAAACUGAAGGAGUCCAUCAAGCAGCACGGUGUCCGGAACUCCCUGUUGGUUGCGCCUAUGCCCACUGCGUCCACUGCCCAAAUUAUGGGCAACAACGAAUCUUUCGAGCCGUACACAACGAAUAUUUAUACCAGGCGAGUUCUGUCUGGCGAAUUCCAAGUGGUUAACCAUCAUUUGUUAAGGGACCUAACGGAGCUGGACUUGUGGGACGACGACAUGAAGAACCAAAUCAUUUCCAGCAGGGGCUCAAUCCAGAAUAUUGAGGCCAUCCCCCAGAAGGUCCGCGAUCUGUACAAAACAGUGUGGGAAAUCUCAGUGAAGUCGACCAUUAAGAUGGCCGCAGAUCGAGGAGCGUUCAUAGAUCAGAGUCAGUCGUUCAACAUUCAUGUGGCAGAGCCAAACUAUGGAAAACUCACGUCCAUACACUUCUAUUCCUGGAAAGCUGGUCUCAAAACUGGAAUGUACUACCUGCGCACAAAGCCAGCUGCAAACGCCAUUCAGUUCACCGUGGAUAAGAACCAGGGCGCGUUAAAGGUAAAUGGCCAAAAUGGCACUUCUGAGGGAAGCCCCCAGAAGUACGAAUCGGAAAGGGAACGAAAAAUGGCCGACAUGGUUUGUUCCCUUGAAAACAAGGACGCUUGCAUGUCCUGCGGCUCCUAGAAGCAGGCACCUAAGUUAACAUUUAUUUAAUUGUAUUAUGUAAUCACAACCUUGAAAUAAACAUAAAUUAUGGAACCGUAACAA